Messenger RNA from Pocillopora meandrina, 371 nucleotides. Lineage: Eukaryota; Metazoa; Cnidaria; Anthozoa; Scleractinia; Pocilloporidae. The record is from the annotation of a GenBank genome assembly.
AUGUCAGAUUCAGACCUUCGGGUUCGUAAAUGCCAGUAUCCUCCUCAUAAAAAUCAGAGACGUAAAGUUGAGAGAGAGGUAAACCUGAAGAUGGCAGAAGAAAUCAAAGUUGGUGGCGUCUUCCUGGUGGCGAGGUGACUGUAAGCCUAAUAGAAAGCGUACUGUAAUUGCUAUCUUAGAGUCGGCAAUGAAUAAGUAAGAAGGGCAAGAAGAGCGCUUACCUGAACAUCAGUUUUCCUACCCGGUGAUUUGUGACUGAGAUGAACUUUAUAUCAUAUGAUUGCUAGGGAUACGCAGAUACUGCAGAGGCGCUCACAUAAAUAGAGGUGGGCGAUCCUCCCUCUAACUUUAGAACUGCGACAAGUUUAUAG